This is a messenger RNA of Mytilus trossulus (common blue mussel), 6304 nucleotides long. RefSeq names its product polycystin-1-like protein 2. Gene Ontology annotation, cellular component: membrane. Gene Ontology annotation, biological process: detection of mechanical stimulus; signal transduction. The transcript is spliced from 31 exons. The coding region runs from base 89 to 5830 and encodes 1913 amino acids. NCBI's taxonomy places the organism in Eukaryota, Metazoa, Mollusca, Bivalvia, Mytilida, Mytilidae. Gene Ontology annotation, molecular function: protein binding; calcium ion binding; calcium channel activity. The record is from RefSeq and is a predicted model, not a curated record.
CAACGACAAUGCGACAAUUUAGCAAUAUCAGAUCCAGGAGUAGACGUUACAAAAUGCAUUAGAAAUACAGGAAUAAAGGAAGAAUACUAUGGAUCUUACAUUUAUAUAUGUCCAGAUUUUACUUUGGAACAUAAUAACUGUUACUAUGACUGAAAAUCCAUGUGCUGUGUAUGGCUGUCAAUAUGGUGCAAGCUGUAAUGCUGACGACGAUUGCAUCUGUCUAGCUGGAUUUACUAGUGAUACGUGUACUGAAAGUAGCUUAGAAGAUUUGAAAAGCACAAUUUCCCAAAGUUCUUUAACUAAUAUAAGUGAUGCUGAAGCUUACGCUAAACAAACACAUCAAUAUAUGGACAGCCACAUUACUCAAAAUUAUAUAGACUUGAUAACAUCUGUCCAAACCACAAACGAUAUUUUCUCGUUAUUAUUGUCCAAGUUAACCAAUAGUCUGGAAUUUUCAGACGAAGAAACAGUUGAUUUGUCAGACUUUUCUCAAGAUAUGACUGAAUUGUAUUCUGAUGUUUUAAAAAGCACACGACUGACACAAGACACACUAGCAGCUGGAGAUAAGUUGAAGUCAACAAUCGAUACAGCUGAGGACAACAUGAUUCAAAUGGUCAAUAUGGUUUUAGAUAAACGACUUAUUGACGAGCACUCUAAACCAGUUGAUAUAACAACGACUGAAGUUUCUGUGUUAGCUAUAAAAGCUAAAGGCGGAAAGUUACCGGAACACUUUUUAACUGCAAUUGGCGGACUAUCUCUACCAUACUUUGAAACAUUCCAAGACAGAUCUCGGAAGAAAGAAAUAGUUAUAAUUGUAUUUGCGUAUAAGAUAAGUCCAUAUCUAUACGUGGAAAAUCCAGAAUCUGUAGGAAAAGGUUCAUCAGUUGUUAAAGUCGCAAUAUUGGAAAAAGGAAAGAAAAAGGAAAAGGAUAUACUCAAAAUUGAAGACACGGAUGAUCCCUUAGAAGUUACACUUAAUAAUGAAAAACUAGAAACAACAAACCAAAUGUUGUCAAUGACAGAAUCAUCCACAGACUCUGGCAUCUUUAUGAGCUAUGUGGACACAAAUCUCACAGCAAACGAAUUUAUCAUUGAAAUUAAGUUAAAAUCAUUAAAAAUUUGUGAUAUUUUUGGCAAGUAUGAUACUUUUCCAGAUCAGAGCGAUUAUGAUUUAUAUGUAAAAACAAAAGGACGAAGUAGCAUUAUCUACCGUAAUCCAUUAAAACUUAAAGCAAGCUAUUAUCAACAGUCGUUGAAAAUAACCUUAUUGUCUAACCCAACAAACAGGUAUCUGAAACCAUUAGUUGUAACUGCAAGUUGCGAAGAUGACCGACAUGAUAGCGACACACGGGAGAAGAGAUCAAUUUCGCUAGUGACACACAAAUUCCGAACAAGCUAUAUAAUCUCCUCCACUUUGCUCAAAACCUCCGAAAACUGGACAGCAAAAGAACGCAAAGAGGACUUGAGAACUUCAGACAACAAAAUAAAAUUUAAAAGUAACUUUCUUGGUGCGUUUUCUGCUGACGUAUUUUUCAUUCCUCCAAGUGAUAUAGAUUUUUCGAAGAUAUUUGCCACUUUUACAACAUCAUUGGCUGACAGCCCUUAUGCCCUGGCUGCAAUCAUUACCAUGUUAGUUAUCAAUAGUUUACUGACAAUAAAAUUACGACGGUUAGAUAAAAGUGAUAAUAUCAUGUGGGAAUUCCUUCCUUUGAAAGACAAUCCUGAUGAUUUUUCCGUGGUAUAUUUUGUUACCAUUGAAACGUCAGUAAACUCAAGCAGAGAAAUGAACUCCUCUGUUUAUCUUAAUAUAAUUGGACAAAAAGGCUUUUCAGGGACACGCAAAAUGGAUGACGGGAUCCGCAAGAAUUUCAAAACCGGAACAACAUCCCACUUUGCAAUGAAACUAGAAGAAGACAUUGGAAACAUAAAGAAAAUACAGAUUUGGCAUGACAACGCUGAUGGUCAUACGGAGUGGCAUCUCCUUAAAGUAUCUAUUAUCAAGGCAAAUACUCUACAACGGUAUACAUUUCUGUGUGGACGACUUUUAUCACUGAAAAGUGAUAAGGGACGGCUAUGGUGCAGCUUAAAUGUGUUUAAUGAAGAUGUGGUUGAAACAGAUACAUUGUUUUAUAACAUAAGUCGACGAAAGUUAUUUGAUGAUUAUCUGUGGGUUUCCCUUAUCAAAAGACCACAGUUCAGCCGAUUUACAAGGGUUCAACGACUAUGGUGCUUGACAACAAUUCUUUUUCUUUCAAUGGUGUCAUCAGCUAUGUGGUAUGACAUGCCAGAUGUUGAAAAGAAACAGAGUAUAAUUUUAGGACCGCUCAAGUUGAAUUUUAAACAGUUUUAUGUGGGACUUAUGUCUGGAAUAAUAGCUUUAUUGCCAAGUAUAAUUUUGGUUCUAAUUUUUCGAAAAAGGAAAUUUAGAGGUGAAGUAUGUUAUGGAUGUUAUUUACCAUGGUGGUUUAUCUUCAUCGCUUAUGUAUUAAUCGUAGUAUGUGUCGUGAUAAGCGGUACAUUUGUGUUCCUGUAUUCACUUCAAUGGGGAGGAGAUAAAACCUUGGAAUGGAUGAUAUCGUUCCUUCUCUCUGUGUGUCAAAGUGUUCUGAUACUGGAGCCAUUAAAGGCAAUAGUAAUAGCUGCAGUGAUAGCUUGUAUAUUUAAAAGUGUUGGAAGCAAGGAAUUAUCUGAUUCUUCAACACCAAUACCAAAUGGAGACAAUUAUUGCAAUGCCAAUCCAGCAGAGGAUUUAUAUACGCAGUGCAGAACAGAUAAUGACCACACUAGAGCCAAAUAUCCCUUAUUUCCAGGCAAUGAACACGAGAGCAAAGAGCAAAUGCUUUACCGUAAAACUGUACAAUCAGACACAAGACUGUGGACCAAACUACGCACUUGGAUAGGAAUAUUUCUUUAUGUGAUACUCAUUGCAGCAAUCUGUUCACAUAAUGAGGUUUCCUCUGCAUAUAUGCAGAACCAACAUAUCUUAAACACCCUCUCCACAAUCAAUACACCAAAUUCGUCAAGAGAAAUUUCUGAUUACAUUAAGACCACAUUUUCUCGAGCUGUUUAUCCAAAGUGGUGGGAAACAGAAAACGAUGAAUUAUUGAGACCCGCAUAUAUUCAGAGAUUUCUUCUAAACGCAUAUAACUAUCGUUUGACAUUAACACGCUUGAGACAGUUAAGAGUAAAAGGUAAUUGUACUGGACCGGCCAUCACACAAGAUGCUAUUCAGAGAUGUGUGCCGUCAUAUUCUGAGGAAACUGAAGAGACUGCUAACUUUUGUCCAUUUUGGAGAGAUUUCAAUGAAUCAGAUUGCUUUGACGAAAAUGAAGAAUAUCAUUAUAGUUUCUUGAAUUCUCGAUUUGAUGCCCUUGAUCCAGCUGGAGAUUUGACAUACUUCGGAGAACAUGGAACAUAUGGACCUGGUGGUUAUUACGUAGACCUUGGUCCAAAGCAGAGUCUGGUAUCAAGAUACAUUGAUGAUCUUAUUGCACAUGAUUGGAUAGAUUACAGGACAAGAGUUUUAUUUUUAGAUUUAGUGACUUAUAACGCAAACUCAAGAUUAUUUAGUCAAAUUAAACUUGUCUUUGAAUUACCAACUACAGGGAGCAUUUCAUUAACCAAACAUGUUUGGUCUGCUAGCUUUUAUCCAUACCAAUCUUCUCUAGACUUUGUUAUAUUAGUGCUACAGAUAUUUUUUGUGCUAGUUUGGUGUGUUCGAUUUGUACUGUUUCUUGUAUUCUUAUUCAGCAGUCGGAUGAACGCAUUUUUACUUGUUCACACAUAUUCGAAAUUCUUUGAGUUAUCUUUUGGUGCAGUUGCUAUAAUAUGCUAUAUUUUAAGGAUUGAUGCUACGAUUUCUGUGAUCACAUCUCUAAGAGAAAGUGUUGGUCGUUACAUAUCAUUCGAAAAGGUCUACCAGUUUGAUGCUGCUUACCAAGGAUCAUUAGCAAUGUUAUUAUUUAUCAUUAUUUUGGAUCUUCUAUCACCCCUUGAGUUCAAUUACCAUUUCUUCAAGAUGAUUUCAUCAUUAAAAAUCGCUAGAGGAGCAAUUGUCGCCUUCAUGGUGAUAAUUGUUCUAGAACUUACUGCCUUUGCCGCGUUGAUAUGGCUCACCAUAGGGCGCAAGGACGAAAUGUUCAAAAAUAUGUUUGAAACCAUGAACACACUUUUAAUUGUAUUGUUAUCUAUGAAAAAGUAUAACACAGAAGCAUUCGACGACGUUUUAGUCAAAUUUUAUUUUGGACUCUAUACAUUUAGUUUGUCAAUAACCUUGGUCAACGUUUUUAUAUCACUGUUGACAUUCUCGUUUAACGACGUCAAGAGUGAUCUAAACAAAGGUGUUCUUCAAUUUGAUCAAGAUUUGAACAACCAUUUUUGGGCAAAAGUCGACAAGUUCAUACAGUGGAUAAAGAACAAGUUGUUGUUAGCAGAAAUGAGAGAAAAAGACGAUGGUAAACUUCAACAAUGUAUUGAGGAACUAUGCAGUGCAACCAGUCAAAUGGAAAAAAGCGAAGUGGAAAACAACAAAGUCUUAGUAAAACUGAUGAUCAAAUUGAUUCGUUGGAAAAAACUGAAUGUCCAGCUUGAUUGUUUGAAUGUCAAGCGCCAACAAUAUGCAACCAAAUACUUAUUUGGAUAUGAAAGGUCAGGUGAAACAUUGAUUAUCCUGACAGUACCAUUCCUGUCUUAUUCCUACAGUAUAGGCGUCAACUGUUUUAUAAUACCGUCUAGCAAACAAAAUAUUGGUUCGAAGAUAAAGGACAGAAAAGUUGGAAGUUCUUUUAUGUUUGUCUUACGCGAAAACAUCAAUAUACAGGGAUCUGUUUUAGUAGACAUUUUAGACUUGUCAGAAUUUUCAGCGACAGCGUUUAACGCAGUCAUGACAAAACAAGAUAUAGAAGAUUGGAAUAUAUAUCCAGCUUGUAAUGUUCAAGCAGGAAUUCGGGUGACACUAAGGAACAUUCCACACAUAUUUGCUGCGAUUCAAACUGGACAGACGUUCUCAAAUUCUGGUUGGGGGCCAUUUGAAACGUAUAUUACUUCAAGAAAUUGUGAAAGUAUAUACACAUCAUAUGACCUGGAGACAAAAAUUGUUUUUGAAAAAGGAUGUUUCCCGCAAUGUUCGUCUGUAUCUAUGCGGUCAAAACAGGGACCAUCAACACCAAUUUUAAAUGUAGAUACUGAUUCAGAAAUACAAACAAGAUCAGAGAUUUAUUUACCACUAUCAGAUGUCAGUGGAAUUAAUGGCAAACAUAGUCAUCUAGCCCAUUACAUAAUAAUAGGCAGAGAAAGUUCAGAUAAAGAAUGGGAGAAAAUAAACUCUACUCUAAAAACUACAGAGAACGGCUUUCGGUUUACAUUUAACAAACCAUGGUCAGUGUUUGAAGUUACUGUUAAAGAAUCAAAGAUUCAUUGGAUACAAGCGUAUAGAAAAGAUUCCUAUUUUGAUAUUCCCCUUGUAAAGGCCAUUGUAAUGAUAAGUCAAAUGAAAGAAGUGGCCAGUAAAUGGAAACAAAUAGUAAAUAUGGUAGGGAUGAUAGAUACAGACAUGUUUACGUCAGAAGAUGAAUUCCUAUGCCAGGAAGAAAAAUGUUUUAUGGUAUUACAGAAAUGGUUACAGCAAUCGUCAGUUACAUUGGCAAUGUUGAUAUCAUUAUUAUCAUCCUUGGAUUUGAAGGUUAUUGCAGAUCAGAUUGAACAAAAAUGGAGGACUGUUAUUAUUCUUGAGAAAAGUAAAUGCAAUGAUAAUGGUACCGUGUUGGCAAAUCUAGACAACGAUGUUACAGGCAAUCAAAGAAUCAAAGAAUUUAUAUAUAUGAAGCACUAAACUUUGUUUAACAGUCAACAUUUUGAUAUGGAACUUUUGUCAGAGCUGUAGUCUCAUUUUUUUUUAAAGUUCAACCUGAGAUUUAUUUUCAGGAUUGAAUGUUUCUUUUUGUAAAUUCGUUGGAGAAGCGCUUCAUUCUAAAAAUGCACGCACUUUAAACCUUUUUACAACACAAUGAAAUAACUAAAAGAAGCAUUCAGUGCUUUUAAUUACAUGGUGUCGCUAUGAUCACGAAAACACGAUUACAAUUAAAAAAAAAAUUCUUUUAUUUACCUGUGCACUUUAUUGUGGAAACGUAUGCCAUCAUGAAUAAUAUAAUUCAUUUCAAAAUGAAUGUUAAUUUCAGAAAGACUCAAGAUUGAUGCUAGCCAAAAAAUAACAUAUUAUAAUGAAACAUUCAUUUGAAAAUGUAAUAACUUAAUCAUAUUGCAGAAAACACAAGAAUUGAAAUACAAUAAAUUUAGUUUUACAUGC